UGGUGAGGUCACGUGACCGUGGCGUUAGGAGUCGGUUGUAUGACUGUUUAUUUAUCCUAGGGGAGUCCCUCGUAAGCUGUGAAGGCGACGGUAUCAUCACCGGAUUCCUGGGGCUGUUGUGGGGGAUAACAGCCAGCGAGUCCUGUCCCCCAAACCGCAAAUAUAAACAACCACCGAGAGCGGCCCCGCUGUCUGACAGGGCCCUGGGGAGGGAGGCCAUUCUCCCGUCUUAUCGUCUUGUCACUUGCCAUCAGCCCUGUGCUUUCAGUGGAAAGGGACACCCCGGGAGGGGAGAAGAAAUCAUGUCAUCUCCCAGCCCGGGCAAGAGGCGAAUGGACACUGAUGUGGUCAAACUUAUUGAAAGUAAACACGAAGUUACAAUCUUAGGUGGACUCAAUGAAUUUAUAGUGAAGUUUUAUGGACCACAAGGAACACCAUAUGAAGGUGGCGUGUGGAAAGUUCGAGUGGACCUUCCUGACAAAUAUCCUUUCAAAUCCCCUUCCAUAGGAUUCAUGAACAAAAUUUUUCAUCCAAAUAUUGAUGAAGCGUCAGGUACUGUGUGUCUAGAUGUCAUCAAUCAAACCUGGACAGCCCUUUAUGAUCUUACCAAUAUAUUUGAAUCCUUUCUGCCUCAGUUGCUGGCCUACCCCAACCCAAUAGAUCCACUUAAUGGAGAUGCAGCCGCAAUGUAUCUCCAUCGACCAGAAGAAUACAAACAAAAAAUUAAAGAAUACAUCCAGAAAUAUGCAACAGAAGAGGCGCUGAAAGAACAGGAGGAACGUACAGGAGACAGCUCAUCUGAAAGCUCCAUGUCUGACUUCUCUGAAGAUGAAGCCCAAGACAUGGAGUUGUAGUAAAAACAAUCUGCUUUUUGGAAGCGAAAAAAAAGACUUAUUUCCUAACCACGAGAAGCAGACUAUAAUAUUCAUAUUUAAACAAAGCAAUUUUUUUUAUUACUAAACAAUGUUUUUAUGAAUAAUAGCAUUGGUAUAUCAUCACCCUUUAGGUCUUUAUUUUCCCAGUCAUUUCUCAACCCAAUGUGCAUAGCGUAUCCCACAUUCCAUUUUGGUAGCUGUGUGCAUGAGUUCAGCAGUCAAACAUUGUGUGCUACUUGAACUCUGUCUAAGGAAUAAAAACAAAAAACAAAAAAAAUAUAUAAAACCCCACAAAAAAAAAAACAACCAACAAAUAACAAUCCUGGCUGCUGUGAUGCGUAGUUUUUCAAGUAGUGUCGUCAUUUUAUGAGCAUUCUGACAAGUGGAGCACGCCUCGGACUCUAUGAUGGAACUUUGCAUUCUUCAAAGCUAACUGUCGAACUUUGAGGCGUACUAUAUUAAAAGAACAAGCCUUUAGAUUCUGAAAAUAACUUCAAAAGAAUGUGUUAUUUUGUGGGUCACCCUUUGUUGUUUUUUUUUUUUUUCUCCCCAGGCUCUCACGUUAAAUUGAAACGCUGACAAUGAGAGCGGCAGGACUUGAUAAAUGCCUCUAGAAUUUUAAGUACCUAUAAUUUUUUUUAUUUUUUUUUUUCCUCCCCCUUUUUUAAAAUUGUGGAACCAUCUCCCCUUUUUAGGCCAAGACGGGAAGAUGUUUAGACCACUUGUGUACUGGUGCCAUCAUGGAGGAAGUCGAAUGUUUGGAGCUGGGGGUGGGCUAGACUUGACUGGUGUUAAAGCGACACAUAGGCAUUUUUCCCCCUUUUAGAAAAAAAAAAAAGGGUGGUGAAUUGUAUGACUUAAUUUACUUUGAAAUAUAGAGACUGCUACAAAUGUGCGUCUGUUUAUUCCAUUCUCUUUCAGAGUAUUCACAUUGCCUCAAUCUGUUGAAAUCUGCUUCGUUUACCUUGAUGUGUAUUACUCUGGCCAAAAGUUUUGGUUUGGUUUUUUUGUUUUUUGUGAAUGCGGUAGGGUUUUUAUGGUCCCUACCGUUACUUGUUCUAGAAACGAAUUAAGUGCGAUAGCCUGAAACAUAUAGGUAAAAAGGUUACCUAUCUUAUUGGGACUGCAUUUGCAAAUGAUCUUGGUUUCUAAUAGUACAACUACAUGGAUAUAUCUUAGAUUUUUAUGUAUAAAGGACUCUCCCAUCAGAGUAUGUUGCAUUGUACAACAAUUUUGAACUUGUAUUAAAUUGGGAAAAUAUUUCCCAGCACACUAGAUCAUGGGUAGAACUAAAGUUUUACUGUAAAUAUUAAAAACUGCUACAAAAUAUGCUAGUCCAUGCUCUUAA
Messenger RNA from Spea bombifrons (plains spadefoot toad), 2223 nucleotides. RefSeq names its product ubiquitin conjugating enzyme E2 H (gene UBE2H). NCBI's taxonomy places the organism in Eukaryota, Metazoa, Chordata, Amphibia, Anura, Pelobatidae. Bases 303 to 854 code for a protein of 183 amino acids. The transcript is spliced from 7 exons. Gene Ontology annotation, biological process: ubiquitin-dependent protein catabolic process; protein polyubiquitination. Gene Ontology annotation, molecular function: ubiquitin conjugating enzyme activity. The record is from RefSeq and is a predicted model, not a curated record. Gene Ontology annotation, cellular component: nucleus.